This is a messenger RNA of Ficedula albicollis (Collared flycatcher), 1559 nucleotides long. RefSeq names its product RAD18, E3 ubiquitin protein ligase (gene RAD18). The transcript is spliced from 12 exons. Gene Ontology annotation, molecular function: ubiquitin protein ligase activity; single-stranded DNA binding. The coding region runs from base 1 to 1464 and encodes 487 amino acids. NCBI's taxonomy places the organism in Eukaryota, Metazoa, Chordata, Aves, Passeriformes, Muscicapidae. The record is from RefSeq and is a predicted model, not a curated record. Gene Ontology annotation, biological process: DNA damage tolerance; protein monoubiquitination. Gene Ontology annotation, cellular component: Rad6-Rad18 complex; nucleus.
AUGCAGCGAUCCCGGGCCCGGGCCCCCUGCCCUGCUCACCCCGCUCUCUCGCAGGCCGUGGAUGACUUGCUGCGCUGUGGGAUCUGCUUCGACUACUUCAGCAUCGCCGUGGUGAUCCCGCAGUGCUCGCACAGCUACUGUUCCCUUUGUAUCCGCAAGUUUUUGUCCUACAAAACGCAGUGUCCAACCUGCUGUGUGGCAGUCUCAGAAUCUGACCUGAGAAACAACCGGCUUUUAGAUGAUCUAGUGAAGAGCUUUAAUUCUGCAAGGCAGCAGCUGCUGCAGUUGGUGUUGGAUGCUCCAUCCCCAGCAGCCCCUGGCCACAGCAGCCCUGCUGCUCAGCCUGCACAGGGGCCAGGCACCCACAGCUUCCUGAGGAAGGACAAAGUCUGCACCUCCACCGAGGCAGGGCUGCCAGGGACUGCUCAGAAGAGUCUCAGCACUGAGGAGCACCAUGGCCUGCACAGCCCUUCUGCAGAGCUUGGUGGUGCAGACAGCAAAGUGGGGUCACAGGAGAUUCCUGGGAGCACUGCAAAUCAUGAAAAGCCUUCUACAUCUGUGGUGACAGGAGACAGGAAAGUGGAAUGUCCUGUUUGUGGGGUUGCUAUUCCAGAGCAAUAUAUCAACAAACAUCUGGACAGCUGCUUGAGCAGGGAGGAGAAGAAGGACAGCCUGAGGAGCUCUGCCCACAGAAGGAAGCUGAUGUCCAAGGUGGUUUAUAACCUGCUGUCAGAUCGGGAUCUGAGGAAGAAGCUCAAGGAGCAUGGUCUGUCCACCUCUGGCACCCGCCAGCAGCUCAUCAAGAGACACCAGGAGUUUGUGCACAUGUACAAUGCCCAGUGUGAUUCCCUGAACCCCAAAUCAGUUGCAGAGGUUGUUAAAGAGCUGGAGAAGAAUGAGAAGAUUCGGGUUCAGCUGGAGUGUAAUAACAAACCUGGGGAAAGUAGCUUGACCUUCACAAAGGACCAGACAGAGGAGGAAAUAGAUGAGAUCCACGCUGAAUAUCGAAACAAACACAGGAGUGAAUUCAAGUUCUUGGUGGAUCAAGUAAAUAAACGGUGGAAGAAGACAGGUGAGAGGAAAGCAGAAAGUGCUCAAAGCAAAGAGGAAGUUGCUGUCAAAGAGCUGCCAACAGCCACAGAGCAUCACACAGCUGUUGUCCCUGGAAAAGCCCAGACACUCCAAUCAGAAAUUCCUGAUGGCCAGAGAAGUGAAUCUCAUUGCUUGAAGAAAUACCAGAGAUCAGCCUCUCCUGAGUUCUCCCUCUCCUCUGGCUCCACAAGCAGCACCAAUUCAGACAUCCUGGCAGAUGUGGAAGGGUCUGAGACGUGUUCAGCAUCCUCUGACAGCAGCUCUGUGCCUCUGGCAGGGAGCAGGAGGAAGCUGCGGCGGCGAGUCCCCCGGGAGGAGGAGGAGGAGGAGGAUGGAGCGAGGAUGCCCCGGGCCAAGCGCAAGAGGAGCUAGGGAACGCUCUGGGAAACACCUCCUGGCCUCUUCCAUCCCCACAGCACCUGGGCCCUGAGCACAGUGCUCCAUUUUCCCAUCCUGCAUUCCAGCAG